GAGGAUUGAGAUGAUAGGAGAGCUAGAGAAGGUGGCUAACCUCAAUAUUCCAAAGGACUUGGCUAGCGAAGAAGCCAACAAGUAUUCGACGUGAAAUGUCCACCUCCUCAGCCUACAGCUCGUCUUCUAGAUAAACUUGUUGGAGAGUUUCUGGAAGUGACAUGUGUCAACCCAACUUUCAUCAUCAACCAUCCCGAGAUCAUGUCUCCCUUGGCGAAAUGGCAUAGAUCGAACAGUGUUCUGACUGAGAUAUUCGAGCUGUUCAUCAACAAAGAUGAACUUUGCAACGCCUACACCGAGCUGAACGAUCCUGUGGUUCAGCGUCAAAGGUUUGCUGAUCAACUCAAGGAUAGACAGUCGGGAGACGAUGAAGCGAUGGCCUUAGAUGAGACUUUCUGCAAUGCUUUAGAAUACGGAUUGGCUCCAACAGGUGGUUGGGGAUUGGGGAUAGAUAGGCUUGCCAUGCUGUUCACUGACUCACAAAACAUCAAGGAGGUUAUUCUCUUCCCGGCAAUGAGGCCACAAGACGAUCCAGCAUCCGUUAAAGCUUCUUUGCAAGCAGAGAACUAAGGAGACUAGAGCACAGCUUUCAUCUCUUUUGCCAGUCAAAUUGCUAUUAUGGAACAAGCUGUUCUCAGAUCAUUCUUAAUCGCCAUGUCUAUUCUUACAAACAAAACUUUUUAUUAUCAAAAAACCUUUGUAAGACCUUUUUGGAAAUUGGUUUAUUGUUUUUAAUCAUGA
Brassica napus (rape) is the source of this 741-nucleotide messenger RNA. Its product is annotated as lysine--tRNA ligase, cytoplasmic-like. Bases 202 to 570 code for a protein of 122 amino acids. The transcript has 5 exons. NCBI's taxonomy places the organism in Eukaryota, Viridiplantae, Streptophyta, Magnoliopsida, Brassicales, Brassicaceae. Gene Ontology annotation, molecular function: lysine-tRNA ligase activity; ATP binding; tRNA binding. Gene Ontology annotation, cellular component: cytosol. The record is from RefSeq and is a predicted model, not a curated record. Gene Ontology annotation, biological process: lysyl-tRNA aminoacylation.